Molecule: messenger RNA, 4773 nt
Organism: Astyanax mexicanus (Mexican tetra)
Lineage: Eukaryota; Metazoa; Chordata; Actinopteri; Characiformes; Acestrorhamphidae
Gene: mre11a
Product: MRE11 homolog A, double strand break repair nuclease
Exons: 20
Coding region: 139-2268 (709 amino acids)
Biological process (GO): double-strand break repair via nonhomologous end joining; mitotic G2 DNA damage checkpoint signaling; telomere maintenance
Cellular component (GO): Mre11 complex; nucleus
Molecular function (GO): DNA endonuclease activity; 3'-5'-DNA exonuclease activity; manganese ion binding
Source: RefSeq, a predicted model, not a curated record
AACUGCAAGUCCCAUCAUGCACCUUGCUCACCGACGAAUUCCGGGGGAGGGAAAUUUCACGUGUUGUCUCUGCUCCCUGUGAGAGACUCUUGAAAUUUUAGCCUUUUAUCUGAUGACCUAAUUUUCCGCCCUCUCAAUAUGACCUCCGCCGGAAAUACAAUGGAUGAUGACGACACGUUUAAGAUUCUCAUUGCCACUGAUAUCCACCUGGGCUACCUGGAGAAAGAUGCUGUCAGAGGAAAUGACACGUUUGUGACGUUUGACGAGAUAAUGAAAUACGCAAAAGAACAUGAUGUUGAUUUUGUGUUGCUCGGUGGGGAUCUUUUCCAUGACAACAAGCCGUCUCGGAAGGCCAUGCACAGCUGUAUGGAGAUCAUGCGGAAAUACUGCAUGGGUGACAAUCCGAUCCUGUUCGACAUCCUGAGUGACCAGGCUGUCAACUUUGGCAACAGCAGAUUCCCAUGGGUGAACUACCAGGACGAAAACCUGAACAUUUCCAUUCCUAUUUUUAGCGUGCAUGGAAACCAUGAUGAUCCAACUGGGGCUGAUGGACUCUGUGCUCUGGACCUGCUGAGCUGCGCUGGUUUUGUGAAUCACUUUGGCCGCAGCCGUUCAGUGGAAAAGCUGGAGAUCAGUCCGGUUCUGCUGCAGAAAGGCAGCACCAAGAUCGCACUCUACGGUAUUGGUUCUAUCCCGGAUGAGAGACUGUACCGGAUGUUUGUAAACAACCAGGUGACCAUGCUCCGCCCACGAGAGGACGAAGAAAGCUGGUUCAAUCUGUUCGUCAUCCAUCAAAACCGGAGUAAGCAUGGAGCCACCAACUACAUCCCCGAGCAGUUUCUGGAUGACUUUCUGGAUCUGGUGGUUUGGGGACAUGAGCACGAGUGUAAAAUCACUCCAGCCCGAAACGAGCAGCAGCUCUUCUACGUCACGCAGCCCGGCAGCUCUGUGGUCACGUCACUGUCUCCGGGGGAGGCGGUCAAGAAACACAUUGGCUUGCUCCGGGUGAAGGGGAGGAAGAUGAACCUGCAGAAGAUUCCCCUGCAGACUGUCCGUCAGUUUCUGAUUGAAGACGUGACGCUGGCUGACUACAGUGAGCUCUUCAGUCCAGAGCAGCCCAACGUCACCCAGAAAGUGCAGGCUUUCUGCCAGCAGAAGGUGGAGGAGAUGCUGGAGGAGGCGGAGAGGGAGAGACUGGGGAAUCCGCUGACACCUGAGAAGCCACUCAUCCGACUGAGAGUGGACUACAGUGGUGGGUUUGAGUCGUUUAAUACGAUGCGCUUCAGUCAGAAGUUUGUGGAUCGAGUUGCCAACCCCAAAGAUAUUCUGCAUUUCGUCAGACACAGAGAAAGCAAGGACAAUGUUAAAGAAGAGGCUAUUGACUUCGAUAUGCUUCUCUCUCGACCGUCUGCGGAUAUUCUACAGUUACGGGUGGAAGAUCUCGUCAAGGAGUACUUCCAGACUGCAGAAAAGAACAUGCAGCUGUCUCUGCUGACGGAGCAGGGCAUGGGGAAGGCCGUGCAGGAGUACGUGGAUAAGGAGGAGAAAGACGCGAUAGAGGAGCUGAUUAACUACCAGCUGGAGAAGACGCAGCGCUUCCUCCGAGAGAGACGGGUGGAGGCCAGCGAGGAGAAGAUCGACGAGGAGAUUCGCCGCUUCCGAGACUCAAAGAGAAACACGGCAGAGGAAGAUGAAGAAGUGAAAGAGGCUAUUAAUCGGGCAAAAGCUCACAGGGACAAAGACCCAGGCGAUUCUGUCAGAAGUGACGACAUCACCCUGUCAGAUGAGCCAGGUGACGUUGGCAUGGAUUCAGAUGAAGAUUCAGUUCCUGCACCGUCGAGUCGAGGAAGAGGACGAGGGUCAAGAGGAGGACGUGGGGGAAGAGGCCAGAGCACUUCAACAAGAGGAAGAGGAAGAGGUUCUGGCUCCCAGUCGGGGCGCGGAGCUCGAGGACAGAAGACCUUAUCCAGUCCUGUUAAAACCAAAUCCAUCAUGGAGGCCUUCCAGGCUCCAGCUUCAAGAACGUCCCGUGGAGCUGCCAAAAAAUCCUACGCUGAAGAGGUCAUCAUAGACGAUAGCGAUUCAGGAGACGACUCCUCCUUUGUUCCAUCCAAACCUGUUCCAAGAACAUCGUCUGCCACAUCCAGUAGAAGGGGAACCCAGAGCCAAAGCCAGAGCCAGUCAUAUAAAGGUGUUUGCUUUGACGACGAUGAUGAUGAUGAUGAGUUUGACCCGUUUAAAAGCUCAGGUCGACAGGGACGAAGAUGAGUGGGCAGAUGGACAGAACACCCUCAAUUCACCCUCAUCAGUUCACCCUCACUUUAAUCCUGUCCUGAACCUGCUGGUUUGUUGGGAUCCUCACUUCAGAAACCUUUGCCAUGAGUCACCUACAUCUUCACUAGCCCCUUAUCGACUUUCAUUAAAAUUUAAUUUUGUAAUCAAAUAAAUGCUAUUAGUUUUCUGCUUUUUUAGGGUCUUUCUAGGGUCUAUCAUGGUACAUGUUGGAUACGGUUCCCUCUGAGCUCUUGGUAUGUUUGGUGUAGCUGUACUGCUUGAGUGCUCUCUGUGACUUAAGGUUAUUUUAAAGUCCAGAAGCGAUCUCUUGAAAUAGGAGUUAAUGUGCCGUGAGGAAGCACACAAACAAGAGUUCAGAACAUACAGCUUGAGCUCUGGUUGUAGUGGGCGAUACUAUGAUUCAGUGAUGAGCCUUGAGCUAGACCUCCCAAACAAACCAGCAGUAUAUAUGAUAAUAAGAUUCGAUUUUUCAGCAUUUUGGUUUUUUUUGUUGUUGUUUUCUUUAACCCUGUUGGAACUGCGUAACUUUGAACAUGCGGAGGUGAGGUCAUGUAUUCUUAAUAAAGGUUGUUCUUAAAAUAUAUGAUUGAUUUACACAGGAUAAGAAAUCUCAGUAUGAAUGAUUUAGAUGGGAGCAGCUACUCGAUUUAUGCACUGUUGUCUUUUCCAAAAAACAUAACAACCAAACUUAUAACUAAGUUCUAAUAAUAUUAAACUUUUAGCUUAAAAAUUAGCAGCUGCAUGUUCAGAUCACAUCUGUAGGUUAUAAGCCACCUGAUAAGAAUCUGGAGUUUGAUACCUCUGGUAAAAUGAGUCAUAAAAAUUACCUGAUUAAAAUUAAUCGCAUGCGGAUAUACUGUUAAAAUGUCAGUAAAUAUUCAGUCUAAUACUGUAGAAAAUUUGUUUUUGCUGCUUUUCUGAAGCACAGGAGAAGCAUGAGGACGUGUUUACUACAUACAUGAGUUAAAGAAAUGGAUAUUGUCUCUUUUUCAUCAUUGUCACAUCAGCUAAAAGACACAAAAAUCAGCUAAAAGAGACCAACAUCACCUUGGCGCUCUCUCGAGGAUCCAGCAGCUGAUGUCAAGCUGCAUGACCCGGGAUUCAAACCAGCAAUCUCUUAAUCAUAGUGGCUCGGACUCCAUCGUCAGGUUUAUUACAUAUUUCAGUUGACAGCAGUGUGUAAAUCGAGUAGCCACUCCCAUUUCAAUCAUUCAUAUUUUUUAUCCUGUGCGAAUAGUCAUAAAUUUUUCAAAAAAACACCUUCUUAUGCAAAACUAAUCCUUUAUUUGAUGGAAUUUUUACCCACAUAUUGAUUCAAACUUGAUUGAUAUAAAACUCAGCACAUUUGGAAAUUUGAGUUUGUUUGGUAGAUUUGGUAUUUCUUUGUUGAAACAAUGCUAUAAUUGCAAUAAUUAGCAUACCAUUGGAAGGCCUGUUAAUUUCUCUUUUAAAUGGUGCCACAUUUGAGCAGGGAUGAGCAGCAGAGCUGAGUAUGUGGGUUGCGUCCAUUAAACAAAUUGCCAAAUCUUCUUUGCCAAACAGUUUAUUCUGCCAUUGACUCAUUUGGUGUUUGAUGUUCUUUUUUGGGUGUCAUCUUCUUGAGAUGCUCACUUUGCGACCUGUCUCUGACGGUAAUCAUGAUAAUUAUGUUAAAUUAAAUUAUAUUUAAUUUGAAGAUGGUACCAGGGUUCAGUCCAAAUAAUGACAAUUAUAUGGACAAUUAUAACACCAGCUUGAAGUUGCCAUAUCACACCGGCCUCAUCCAAAUUAGUCCAACUUGGGAUGUGCUACACCUGGGAGUACCAGAAGCUCAAAACAAGUGUCAAUUCAACAGCAACAGCAAAAUAAGCUGUUUGGCAGUGGUAGAGAAGAUCUGGCAACCCACUCAGCUACUCCGCUCUGCUGCUGCUCAUCCCACAAAUGCAUGUUCCUUACAAAUGUGGCUCCAUUUCAAAGGGAGAACAAUGAACAGGCUUUCCAGCAGUAUGAGAUUUGUUGCCAAGAUGCAUUAUUACAACAAAGAAACACCAAAUCUACCGUAAAUCUACCAAACACAAAUUUCCUUACUUUUUGUGCUACGUUUAAUAUUCUGGUGUAAUUCGUACAGCUCAUUUUACUGGAGGUAAAAAAAAAAAUAAAACGCAAUCCGUGAAAAAAUAACUAAACCAAAACAUAAGAUGGCUAAAGUAAUUUAAGAUUUUCAAUAAUAAUGACUUUACCCCACCUCCCAAAGAAAAAAAAAAAAAAAGAAUCCCUUCCAAAUAGGGCUAUUUUUCAGUUCCACAAACAGCAAGUUCAUGCAAUAAUAUGUAACAUAAUUAAUGACAUGUUCAGGAAACGUUCAUUGUUUUCUAUAAAAGUCUGUUCUUUUAACUAUAGUUCUAACAGCACUGCUAAAAAAAACGAGCUGUUUAUCUAUAUAAACCUGUAAGAAUCAGUCUGUGUUUGAGCUGUUAGUAAACUUUUUUUCACAUUUUC